Haliotis rubra (blacklip abalone) is the source of this 3297-nucleotide messenger RNA. RefSeq lists its product as uncharacterized. The transcript has 3 exons. The coding region runs from base 1 to 3297 and encodes 1098 amino acids. Gene Ontology annotation, biological process: DNA integration. The record is from RefSeq and is a predicted model, not a curated record. Gene Ontology annotation, molecular function: zinc ion binding; nucleic acid binding. NCBI's taxonomy places the organism in Eukaryota, Metazoa, Mollusca, Gastropoda, Lepetellida, Haliotidae.
AUGUGGUUACGAGACAGAUUUGUUGCCGGGGUGUACAGUGAAGCAAUUAGACGACGGUUGUUACAGGAGAAAGCUACAAUGACAUUCCAAGCAGCCUAUCAAAUAGCGUUGUCGAUGGAAACUGCCAACAAGGUAGCCAAGGCGAUUCAAGGCAGCACCUCCUCAGUCAACAAGUUGUCAACAUCUCAGAGAACUGGACCACCAAGAAACAAAAUUAAAGGUGACAAGUACAAACCAUGCACAAGGUGCAACUCGACAGAACAUCUGCCACCAAAUUGUCCUUACAUUUCAGCCAAAUGUAAUAACUGUAGAAAGGUUGGACACAUCUUCCGUGCGUGCCAGAGCGCUAAAACAGAGGAUACAAAAAGGAAACAGCCCAAGGGUAAUCCUAAGAAAUCUACUCAUCACAUUGAUGUUGAGGAGCAAGAACAUGAAGAUGUGUUUGAGGAACGGUUCAUGAUUUCUUCUGUACUGCUGGAAGGAGGUACUGGAAAGUGGAAGAAGACUGUGAUGGAAGAAACUGGAACAUGGAACCUUGGAAAAGUGUUCUCUCAACACACAACAUCAAAUCUUCGGGGAUGGGACCAAGACAGCAUUGGUCAACUGUUCACAGAAUUCCCGGAAGUGUUUGACGAAGGUCUAGGACAUCUCAAGGAAUGCACAGUGACAUUAGAUGUCAGAACAGACUCCCAUCCAGUAUUCUGCAAAGCUCGCACAGUACCACUUGCGCUGAAAGAAAAGGUGGAGGAAGAAAUUGAUAGAAUGGAAAAGGAAGAUAUUAUUGAGAGAGUGAAGUACUCACAAUGGGCCACUCCAGUUGUUCCCGUCCUGAAGUCAUCUGGAGAAGUGCGGCUGUGUGGGGACUACAAAACAACUCUCAGCAGGUUUCUACAAGUGGAGACUUACCCAAUUCCCAAGGUGGAAGAGCUCUUAGCCAAUUUGAAUGCAGGUGAGGAAUUCACCAAAUUGGACUUAAAACAUGCUUAUCAGCAGUUGGAACUUGAUGAGAAGUCAAGAAGACUGACUACUAUCAACACUUCCAAAGGGCUUUAUCAGUUCAAACGUUUACCAUAUGGUGUGAGCACAGCACCAGCACUCUUCCAGCGGACAAUUGAGAUGGUUCUCAAAGGGCUGAAAGGAGUGGUCGUGUUCAUGGAUGACAUAUGUGUCACUGGCCACAACAAGCGACAACAUAUGUCCAACCUGAAGGCAGUGGAGUUCCUUGGUUUCAAAGUGGAUAAGGAAGGAAUACAUCCAACCGAAGAAAAGGUCAGGGCAAUCCAACAAGCACCAGAACCCAAGAAUGUGUCUGAACUCAGGUCAUAUCUGGGAAUGCUGAAUCACUAUGCAAAGUUCAUGCCUAGCCUUGCAAGUACAGUGGCACCACUGUAUGAUCUUCUGAAGAAGGACAAGGACUGGUACUGGUCAAAGAAGGAACAAAAAUCAUUCCAGGAAUCAAAAGAGUUCUUAGUCAACGAUACCUUCCUGGUGCACUACAGUUUGGAUAAACCUUUGGUACUAUCCUGUGAUGCUUCACCAUACGGAGUUGGAGCUGUGCUGCAGCACCGCAUCAAUUCGGAAGAGAGACCUGUGGCAUACACUUCUCGAAAACUGACCAGCACAGAACAAAACUACUCACAGUUGGAAAAAGAAGGACUUGCCAUUGUCUUUGGAGUGUCAAAAUUCAGACAAUACCUGCUGGGACGUCAUUGCACGGUGGUGACAGAUCAUCGUCCAUUACUGAGAUUGUUCUCGCCUUCAAAGGGAACUCCAGUGAUGGCUGCAUCGCGCAUCAAAAGAUGGGGACUGAUACUUGCUUCAUUCAACUACGAGAUUGAAUACAGAACCUCUAAGCAGAAUGUUCCAGCUGAUGGGUUGUCACGACUGCCCCUCAUAUCAGAGCAAGAUGACAGUGGAGAUCACAACAGUGAGUUGAUCCUUCUGAUCAAUAGGUUUGACGAAGAAUUGCCUAUCACUGCAAGGCAAGUUGCUAUGGAAACUGGGAAAGACCCAGUGUUACGACAAGUUCGAUUGCUCACACUGGAAGGAUGGCCACAGUAUAUUGAGGGAGAUCAAACAGACUUGAAGCCAUAUUUCCAGAGAAAUUUGGAACUGAGUGUGGAGCAAGGUGUUGUCUUAUGGGGCACAAGAGUAGUUAUCCCAAGUGACUUCAGAGAGGCACUGUUGAAAGAGCUGCAUGGUGAACAUUCAGGAAUGGUAAGAAUGAAGUCGGUGGCCAGAUCAAUCAUGUGGUGGCCAGGACUAGACAGUCAGAUUGAGGAAAAGGUGAGACAAUGUCUUGAUUGCCAGGAGAUAGCAAAUCAACCUGCAGCAGCUCCGCCGACAAGUUGGAAGUGGCCACCAUUGCCAUGGUCACGACUUCAUAUCGACUUUGCCGGACCAUUCCAAGGAAACUAUUUCUUAGUCGUGGUGGAUGCACAUUCCAAAUGGAUGGAAGUUAUUCCAUUAUCGUUAACCACAGCCACAGUCACUAUCAAGCAUCUCAGAAAAAUCUUCGCAACAUUUGGUCUUCCAGAGCACAUUGUAUCCGACAAUGGGGCACAGUUUACCUCUGAAGAAUUCCAUACAUUCUUGAGGAGGAACAACAUUCGUCACACUAGGACAGCACCAAACCACCCAGCUACUAAUGGACAAGCCGAGAGAGCUGUGGAAUCUUUCAAGAUGGCACUAAAGAAAAUGAAAAACCAAACAGGUGAUGUUCAUGACAAACUGCAGAGGUACUUAUUCUCAUACAGAACGACUGUCCAUGCUGCAACAGGGAAGACCUCAGCUGAGUUGCUCAUGAGGCGCUCAUUACGAACUAGGUUAUCAGCGUUGAGACCGACACGAGAAGGAUUGAUGAUCAAAAAUGAUGAUGCAGAAACUGAAGUGCCAAGAUUCUUCAAUGUGGGACAAGCUGUCUUUGUUUUGAACUUUGGAGUUCAAGGCUCAAGAUGGGUACAGGGGACAUUUUUGGAACGACUGGGUGAUAUGAAUUAUCAUGUCUCCGUCGGACAACAGGUGUGGAAGAGACAUGUUGACCAGAUGAGACCACGUCUGGAAGUUUCACGACAGUCAGUACAAGGUAGCCCGGAGAUGUCAGUGUUUCUGGGAUCAGCAGAAAGCACAGUGAUGGCACAGCAGCCAUGUGUUCUUGUGGGACCUAAGGGGUUGACAGAACCAAAAGUGGAAAUUGAAGUCAACCAGAAGCAGGUGUCGGAUGCAGAAGAACUAAAGGAGAGGCGUUACCCUACCCGAGAUCGACGUCCUCCAGUUCGAUAUGAAUGUGAGAAGUGA